GACACGGUACACUCUGCAGAACGGCUUUAAGUGUUGUAAGGUCACAGUAAGGUCAAGCCAAACUUUAGUACAACGUUUAGUUAAGAGGAACAUGGCUAUUAACCGGACGUGGCAGUAGUUCUUAAUUCUCUCACCCUACUUGCCGACAAGAAUCGUUUAAUAUGGCAAAGGUGGACAGUUUCUUUGAGACAGAGGAGGGGCGAACUGUUGUAGUGGCGUUAGAGCGGUUCGUCAGAGGAUCUGCGACAGGACUGGCGCUAUACGGAGGCGGGACCAUCGCACUGUCGGUCGUGAACGGGAAACUCUUCAGAAGCCCCGGCCAUGUUGUCCGCGAAGCCCUGUCCGUGGACACGUUGCGUUUCUCGGCGUUCCUGGGAGCGUUUCCCGCCGUCUACAAACUGGCUCACGACACAUUACGGAGGGUUCGACCUGGGAAGGAUGGUUCGAACAGCACCAUGGCCGGCGCCAUUGCAGGACUGACCAUGUUUAUCGAGUCGGGCAAACGACGGCGGACCAUCGCUCUCUUCCUGUUGGCCCGUGCAGCGGGCGCUUUCAUGAGUACCUGGGUAAGACGAGGCCGCCUGCCGCGAGUCCGACACCUGGACACGGGCGUGUUCUGCCUCUGCACGGGCUUCAUCGUGUACGCCGCCGCCCUGGACCCCGAGCUGCUCCCCGUAGGCUACUACAACUCCAUCCUCCGCUGGUCCCGCGGCUGGACCGACAAGGGGCUGGCCGAAACCCUCCGGCGGGAGGGCACGGCGUUCGUCCCGUGCGAUGUACACAUGCACCCCGGUAGCUGUCAUGUCUACACCCUGAAGGACACGCUGAGGAGCUGGCCUAGCUUCUUUAAGAUGUACCUGCCCAUCAAUCUUGUCCCAGUCUUGCUCUUCAAAUACAAAGAGCUUAUAUCAAGGCCCACAGAUACUCUGACGUCACUCUUCAUCAACACGGCCUGGUCCGGCACCUUCCUGACGUUUCUGGUGCAGAUUGCGAAAUACGUCAUUUGCGUACUACGUCACUGGAAACACAAACCUCCUCCGGCGGACGGAUACAUCCCCUUCGCCGCCGGUGUGCUCUGCGCCCUCUCCGUGCUUUUCGAACGGGCUUCGAGAAGGCGAGAGCUGUCUAUGUACGUCGUUCCGCACUUCCUGAAUGGGAUGUUCCUAUUGGCUCAGCGGCAUCACGUGAAGACCGUGCCGUUCGGGUCCAUCUUGGUUUUCAUGGCGUCCACCAUGACCCUCAUGCACGCGUACGAACGGGAGAGAGACUCGCUCUCUAACUUAGUCAAGGGUAUCAUCAAACACUUGGUAGGGAACUAAGAUAUGAGCAGGUCAGAAACUUUAUCGCGUAACCGGUGUAAGCUAUGACUCCCAGGUCACGUGUCUUCCAUCUCAGAGCUGGAGAAAUAUGGCUGAUGCUCUCUAAAAAUUCUUCGUCGUGCAUCAGAGUUUAAUUCUCUAUGCUAAAUGUAUUACUGUUAAAUGCCACACUGUUGACGACCAAUUGUCCGUGUGAUGGGAACAUAUUCAAAUGUAGGCGGUCUCUUUGUCUGUUAUACAUCAUUCUUGUGGAUGAUUGGAUAGCUCUUACAGCUAAUUGUGGAUCUAAAUAAAUUCCUAAUUUACGAGGCAACCUCUUGUCAUACAAGUAAGUCUCGUUUAAACACGAAGUGUUAAUGUUGUCAACGAUUUUUCAUCAGAUGAAAGUUUCAUGAUAUUAUUUUACAUCAAACAACCUUAAACGAUUGAUGCAAAAUGUGCAAUAUUGGACCUACCUGUAAUAGUUUUCGUAGAUUCCUAGCUGCUACGCUAUACUGAAUUUUGUCACUGUUAUAUUUGUAAUUAUUGUUAAAGACAAGUCAAAGCUGCUGGUGCGAAAUGUUCCAUAAAUAAAUACUCAUCUAAAAAUGACGAAAAGUCAAAACAAUGCUAAAUAUAUCAAGAAUGAUAUUUAGUACAUUAUACCAAAUAAGAAAUGUAUUUUCCUUUUUUUCAUAUUACUGAUGAAAGCAAUAGUACAGAACUACUUAAAAAGUAAAUAAAAACGAAAACUGUGCACACAUUGGUUUGUGUGGUCAUUAUUUUGACCCCGCACGAUAAACAUGGUCCAAAUCAUAGAACCAAGCAAUUUGUAUAUACAGUUCACACACUUAUUUUAUACCAUGAAGAAAGAUUGCCCAUGUCGACCUUCUCAAAAUCAUAAGUGCCCUUUUCAGAUGCGUUACAUUUGUAUUUGGUAAAUCAAUUGAAAUCUUCAACAGAAUGAAUAUGAAUUGCUUAUCUUUAUUGGUUGAAGAUUAAAUUUGAGAAGAGGCGCAAUCAGGCAAAAUUCUCCAUAUUUUUGUCUUUCAAAGAAUGUCCAAGUGUCAAGAUAAAGACAGGUAAAAUUUUGAAUCAAAUUUAUGUCAAAUGUCUGUCAAUAACGAAAGUUCAAAAUAACGGAAAGAUAGAUGUCAGCGUGUAAAUCAUUGGUAAAUAAGGUAAUAUGUUAAUCAAACCGAACGAAAACCAACGUACGUCCAUGAGACGGUUCAAAAUGUCUGUCGAAAGUCGACCUCUGCUAGCUAUAUACAUGUACAUCAAAAUAAACUAACUGCUUCUGUUAACAAAAUCAGUAUACCGAAUAUACGGUAUUCAAAAUAACUAUAAAGAUUUCAAAGACUGAGUCCGUUCCUCUAAUCUUUGUUUCUCCGUGAAUUGAAGAGAAAUUCAAAUCUAAGCUCCUCUUUCAAUACAAGGAAUUGCCUUUGA
This is a messenger RNA of Branchiostoma floridae (Florida lancelet), 2750 nucleotides long. RefSeq lists its product as uncharacterized. NCBI's taxonomy places the organism in Eukaryota, Metazoa, Chordata, Leptocardii, Amphioxiformes, Branchiostomatidae. The transcript is spliced from 6 exons. The coding region runs from base 162 to 1319 and encodes 385 amino acids. The record is from RefSeq and is a predicted model, not a curated record.